Beta vulgaris subsp. vulgaris (sugar beet) is the source of this 1497-nucleotide messenger RNA. RefSeq lists its product as hypothetical. The coding region runs from base 622 to 1374 and encodes 250 amino acids. The transcript is spliced from 5 exons. The record is from RefSeq and is a predicted model, not a curated record. Lineage: Eukaryota; Viridiplantae; Streptophyta; Magnoliopsida; Caryophyllales; Amaranthaceae.
UAUCUCUCAACUUCCCCAAUUUCACUCUCUCUCCUAUAUCUCUUGCUGCUCUCUCGCUGGCUGCUCCGCUCCGAUGCUAGACUCGCGCAAUUUGGAGCAGCAGUAGCCCUAGAAUCUAUGGUUCUAGGGUUCAAUUCACUGCUCGUGCUACUUCAAGUUCAUUGUUCACUCUACUGACUUAGGGUUAAGAUUACAUUUCUAGGUUAAAUUUUUUCUCGAAUUUUAUUCUAAUUAGGGUUAAGAUUGCAUUUCUAGUUAAAGUUAGGGAUAUAAGCUUGCGUAUAUACUCUAAAUUGUCUGUAUUUUGGAAAUUUCGCCUCCUUCUCUGUCAUAAUCAUGCUGAAUUUGUCGAGUAAGAUUUCUAGGUUAUAAAGCAAACAGUUAUGGCUAUCAAGUCUUAUCAGAAUCACGCUGAAAACAUGGUGAAGAAUCGUUUGCUGUCUGAUUUUGUAAUUCCUUACACUUCAUUUAUUGCUGGCGUAUUAGUCUGCAAAGUGGUAUAUUUUUAUAGUUGGGUAACUUUAGAGUUGAGCCUCCUGGGCUCUUCAGGCGCCGCAACGAGCAUCCCAAGGUUGUCAUCGUUUCCAUUUGUCCUUGGUCUUACUUGAUGUGUGCUGAAUUAUGAAUGAGCUUGCGAGAAACAUAAAAGAAGUUAACCUUACAGACUUACCAAGACAAGAUUUGCCGGAGCUUGGUAAUUGUGGACUUUCUGCUGAUGAUCUAGAGGAAAAUAAUAGUCCAAGUGGUGAUUCAUCUGAGCGUCAGCCAAAUGAACCUUCUUGUGGCUGCAAGCGUGCCUGUGAAGAUGAAGAGCUGGACCAUGAAGCUAAGAGAAGUCGAACUGGUAUUCUGGAGAGUGAUAGUGAAACUCAAACUCCGAAUUGUAAUUUUCUAGAUUCGCGUGAGGCAAAUGACAUGGUAGUAGAGGAAGAUCUCUUUGCUCAAGAAAUUGGUAAUGAAGCUAUGAAGGUUGCCACAUCUCUAGAAAAUGUAUAUGAGAAGUUCUUCUCCACUGCUUGUGGUAAGGUGACAAAGGAGAUAUGUGAAUGUCCUCUUCUGAAAGUAAUUGUUUGUGGGCAGUGCAAAUGCGUCAUUGAGGCAAAAAUAAGGGGUGGUACAGAGUAUGAGCUUGUCGAGCCGGUGUCUAGUUUAUCAUUUGUGACUACAAGUUUCAAAUUACACUACCAUGCCAACUUUAAGGCUAAGUCGAAAAAUGAUAUGGAAGCUAAGCCAGAACUCUUUUUUGUUGAAUUGGUGAGCGAGAAGCCAGAAUCUCAAGUUGCCCUUUGCACUUGCUUGGGACCUAGUGACUCAGAAUCAGGCUGGUGCUGCAGUUUGGUGCAUGGGAUUCCAAAAAAUCUAAUGUCCUUAUAACAUUUAAGGAAUAUGUUCAUAUGGAUAUAUUAGUUUACCUUAAUGUUAAUUGUUAUUUAUUUGUACUAUAUCUUGUAUUUAUGAACAAAAAUAUUAGAAAUGAAACUUUUAUCUACAUGUAAA